AUUUCACAUCUUCGCUGCAAUUAUUCAAUUUUAUCGAGUGGAGAAAAGAUGGCAAAAAGCUUCAAAGAUGAGCUCCAGGGAAUCCUCACCUGUCUGUCAUCAUCAUCCUCCUCCUCCUCGUCAAGCAAGUCUUUAGCUUACUCAACACUCUUACACCUCCAGCAACUCUCCGCUAGCAGCAGCGCCGACCCUUCUUUCAUCACAUUGCUCGCAGACUCUUCCCCUGUCUUCUUGCGAUCGAUUCUCGUCGAUAUCUUCGACCACGAUGAAGAAAUGAUUGCUGUGCAGGCAUUGAAGUGUUUGGGAUUUAUGAUUUAUCAUCCUUCUAUACUUGCCUCUAUUAAAGGCGAUGAUGCCUGCAUGAUUAUUGAGUCUCUUGUUAAAGUAAUCACAACGACCAAGAUAAAGUGGGUUUGCAAUUUGGGUGUCUGGUGUAUAUCUAUGCAACAGUUUAGUACAUCGAUUUUGGACACACAUCUCCAGGCUUUGCUAAGGGCAAUUAUCUAUGGCCUUGAUAAUCCUAUGGGCUCUCUUUCUAUCACAUUUGAGGCUAUGCAGGCUGUGAUGAAGUUGUCUAGUUCACUGGGUGAAAAGAUGAGAAAUUUAUCCUAUAUAUGGGUUCCUCCAAUUUACAGAAGACUUGCCAGUGAUAAUAAAAGGGAGAGGGAAAUGUCUGAGAGAUGUUUGCUAAAAGUGAAGUGCAUUAUAUGUCCUCCACCAGUCUCUCUUUCCAAGGCAGUUGUCCUCGAUUUGAAGAAAAAACUGCUUGACACAAUAGAAGAGAUGCUGAAUCAUGGCAAGAAGAUUGAGGCUCUACAAGCAUGGGGAUGGUUUAUGCGCUUACUUGGACCAUAUUUGACCAAUCACAAGCGUUUACUCAAUGAAUUGCUUAAAUUUCCAACACAGACAUUUUCUGACUUUGAUCCACAAGUUCAGAUUGCUUCACUGGUUUCCUGGGAAGGUUUGAUUGAUGCAUUAAUCUGUCCACCAUUUGAUGCUCCUGAGAUCAGUUCAGCUGCAGGACAAGCUACUAAUGAUAUGAAAAUAUCUGGAGGGGACUGUAAAAAGAUCACUUCAGAUGGCUUUUCCAAGAAGAUUAAGCUUAUAAUGACACCUCUUACGGGAAUUAUCUCAAGUAAAUGUGAUGUAUCUGUUCAUGUAUCGUGUCUGACUACUUGGUGUUAUCUUUUGCAUAAGCUUGAUAGUUCUGUCAGCUGUGAUUCAGUGGCUAGAAUGGUGUGCCAGCCCAUUUUAGAAGCCAUAUUCCAUCUUGGACCUGAUGACAGGAACAUAUGGUCAUGGAAUUUUUGUAUUGAGCUGCUUGAUAAUUUUAUAUUAACAAGAAGUGGCCAAAAUGGCAGCACAAAUCUCCAGAAAGGUGCUGAAUUGUUUGCUGAAAGCCCCCCAUCUGUGAAGUGCUCAUGGAGGCAUUAUCCUAUCAAAUGGUCACCUUGGGAUCUAAAUCAACUGGAAUUUUUCAUAAAGAUGAUUCAUUGCCUGUUCAAUCAAGGGUCAAAUGCUGCAAUGUCCAAUGAAUUAGUUAUACUAACAUACAAUGCUGCCUCAAGGCUAUUCAGAUCUCUCUUGAAAUCAGUUCAGAAUGUCUUAAGAUGUGGACUUGUCACUUAUGAUGAGGUUAUGCUAUGUCUGAAUGUUAUUUUGAAGUUCUUCAACGAGAUAAAUGAGAAGUUGGCUUCAGGCAGUAGUCACACCAAUGAUUUACAGAAAAUCUCCCUUCAGCUUUUCUAUGCUGCAACUGAAGAGCUAGAACCCUCAAUACUAGAAUCCCCUCUGUACAGAGUGGCUGUGGACAUAAAAGACCUUGAAAAGGUAGAACCAAUUUGUGAACUUGGGAAUCUAAAAAUAUCAGAUGUUGGCUGUGUGGCUUAUAUGGGGAAGGUCUCUCCUGCAGUGUACAUAAGUAUACUCUACUUUGUCACAGUCAUUAAGUCACGGGUGGAUGCUCCUGACUACAAGUCCAUAGUACUCGAGAUGUGCAGAUAUAUGAAAUUCAUACUUUCUUCUUAUGACACUGUAGAGAUGCUCAAUGUUUUUGUUGGUUUACUAUACAAACACAAGGUACCAAAUUGCUUAGAGAUAUGGGUAGUAGUUGCAAGCUGCCUCAAAGAAUACAUAGAUAGUAAAAGCAAUCACUCAUUGUUCGUAAUGGGAGACAGCCCUGGUUAUUCUGCCGUUAUGCUUCUCCUUAACUAUCCAUUUGCUGCUUACCCUAUCCUUCAGAUGCAGCUUGAAACUGAGUGUGGUAUUGAAGCAUGGAAAUCACUUUAUGUUUCUAUCUGUCAAAGCUCACAACAUUGUCAUCUGACUAUGACUAGGCACAUUUUUGCAAUGUUGAAUGAGUGCAUUGAUGAAACCACUAUCAGAGAUGACCCUGCAACUCAAGCACAGCAAAAUGAAAAGAGUGAGAACAUUGAUUUUUUCCUAUUACUAGGAAAUGUCAUGAUAUGUGUUUUGGAGCAGGCUAUUCUAAGAGCUAAUAACAAUAACCACACAAGUAAAGAUGGUGACUUCAGGAACAUCAACAAUGUCAAGAGUAGCUUGGAAUUUGCUCUCAGGUUCAUGAAGAUCCCUUGGGUGGUGGAAGAAGGAGAUUUGCAAACGAGCUUCACUCUAGCAUCAAGGAUCCUAUCAAAAGUGGUCAACUUCAUUGGCUGCUUCCCACUGCAACAAUAUUUUAUCUCAUUUAUCGAGAUUACCACAAAUCCGUUGCUUCUGUGGCUGUCACAUAUGGAUGUGCGAGACAAUGACUUCAAAGAUCAACUUCAGCAAUUAUGGACUGAAAUCCUGAAGAAUCUGCAGAAGAGUCAGCCAGCAAUGAACUUUGAUUCUUCAUUUCUGAAACUGCAAGUGCCCCUUCUUGAGAAAACCCUUGAUCAUCCAAAUCCAGAGAUCUCCAAUCCAUCUAUCCAGUUUUGGAAUGCCACAUAUGGUGAACAGAUCAAUUUACAAUACCCCGAAAGCCUACUUCCCAUUCUUGACAAACUCUCAAGAAAUGGGAAAUUAACCCUCUGCAGAAAAACCAUUCCAGCUCCAAAUAGAUACAAGGUCAGCGCCUCCCUGAACCGGUGUUCUAAAAGAGUUGAAUUUGUAGAUGAAAACACAAAGGUUUACCCAGGUAGAAAAAGAAAACAUGCUGAGCUAACUGAACAUCAGAAAGAAGUGAGACGAGCUCAGCAAGGGCGACACAGCGACUCCAUUGGUCGCGGUCCAGGAAUCCGAACUUACACCAGUGUUGAUUUCUCUCAAGAUAAUGAAGAAUCCCAAGAAGAAAGCCAGGACAUCAGGGAUGCAGACUCCACCCUGGAGAUGUUGCAAAGAGUUCACUAGCAGAGCUUCAGAAGUGUUCUGUAAGGCUGUAACAAAGUAGCUGUCAUAUGUAUGUAACUGUGCAGUGUGCUUGUAUUUACCAGUUUAUAUUUUAUAAUAAAUUAAGAUCAGUGGUAUUUGAUGGUUA
Messenger RNA from Ipomoea triloba (trilobed morning glory), 3475 nucleotides. RefSeq lists its product as uncharacterized. Gene Ontology annotation, cellular component: nucleus. NCBI's taxonomy places the organism in Eukaryota, Viridiplantae, Streptophyta, Magnoliopsida, Solanales, Convolvulaceae. The transcript has 10 exons. Bases 49 to 3348 code for a protein of 1099 amino acids. Gene Ontology annotation, biological process: telomere maintenance. The record is from RefSeq and is a predicted model, not a curated record.